AAAUCUUAAUUCUACAAAAUGCAGUAGUAUUCUUACGCCACCAUUUGAGCAGAAGAUGCGCAACAGUUACAACGAGUCCAAUGGACUAGAAGUGCUCAAUGUAUCCUUAAUGAUUUUGCAAGUUGGUGGAAGACAUAUAGUUGAUCUGGAGGAAAGGUUAUGCACUUGCCGGAAGUUUCAAGUGGAUAUGUUUCCAUGUGCACAUGCCAUUGCCGCAAUAAGAUUUGAGAAUGGCAACGGCUACAGAUUCUGCACUGGAAUGUAUUCGAGCGCUUCUUGGAGAGAGACAUACUCUCAACCCAUUCACCCAUUGUCUAGUGAGACCGAUUGGAUGGUUCCGGAACAAAUUAUGUCAAGAAGAGAUGCCGGCUCCAACCGUGCCCAGGAGAUUCGCGCAGCGGAUGCGGCGGCGAUGCCACCACUGCCGCCACAAAACCCAACGGCCGCGCCUUUAGGAGGAGCAGCGGCGCAACCAGGGGGAGUAGCGGGACAAGGAGGGGCACCACCACAAGCAACAAUGCAAAUCCCCGGCCAGCAGGUGGUGAUGACCAGACAGGAGAUGCAACAAAUGGUGGCGGAGGCAGCUGCCCAGGCGGUGCAGCAGGUCACAAACAGUCUCUCUCAGGCUACAGCGAUGUCGAACAUUGUUGCAGGGUCACGCCAAAAUGCGGAGGAGGAUGAAUCCAGUUAUGGUGGAGGCGGGCCCCCACAUGACCGAGAGAUGGAGAGAAUGGCAGAACAGCUGCGCCAAUUGCAGGCUAAGGUGGAUGGUCGAGCAGAGAGACGCGCUCGAGGACACUUAUUCUCGGCGGACAUACUAGCAGCACCCUUGCCAAAUAACUACAAGGAUACCAACUUGGUGUUCGAUGGGACUUCUGACCCGUCGAGACACGUGAGGACAUUCGAAAAUAUGGCUGUGUUACAUGGAUAUACUGACCCCGUUAGUUGCAGGGCCUUCUUAUCGACCCUUCAG
Messenger RNA from Striga hermonthica, 973 nucleotides. NCBI's taxonomy places the organism in Eukaryota, Viridiplantae, Streptophyta, Magnoliopsida, Lamiales, Orobanchaceae. The record is from the annotation of a GenBank genome assembly.